This is a messenger RNA of Vicia villosa (hairy vetch), 724 nucleotides long. RefSeq names its product putative F-box/LRR-repeat protein 23. The coding region runs from base 1 to 609 and encodes 202 amino acids. The record is from RefSeq and is a predicted model, not a curated record. NCBI's taxonomy places the organism in Eukaryota, Viridiplantae, Streptophyta, Magnoliopsida, Fabales, Fabaceae. The transcript has a single exon.
AUGAUUUAUUUUCAAAUUUUCAGUGCAAGUCAACUGCGAUGUAUUUGGCUUGACGGAUGUUCUGCCAUUUCAAAUGAAGUAUUCGAGGAAAUUGCGAAGAGGCAGCCAUUCUUAGAAGAGCUUGACAUUUGUCAUUGUUCUUUCCUAAGCAAAGAUUUGUUUGAACAUAUUGGCAGAUGUUGUCCACUUUUGAAGUCUCUGAAAUAUAGUCCUCCUAAUGAGGUAGCAGGUGACAAUAAGUGUGAUGAUGUCGCAUUUGCUAUAGCAAAUACAAUGUCUAAUCUCAGGCAUCUUACAGUUUUGAAUAACGAACUCACCAACAACGGAUUAUUAGCUAUUCUAGAUGGAUGCCCUCUUCUUGAAUCUCUUGACAUUCGAGGAUGUGUUUAUGUUGAAUUGGAUGGAAGUUUGGGGAAAAGAUGCAAUGAGCAGAUCAAAGUGUUACGUUUUCCGGCUGAAUCUAUAGAUCACAAGUUUGAUCGUUACGAUUACACAGACUAUAUUUAUCAUGGUUUUAUGACGUGUAAUAUUAAAGAUGUUGGUAAUAUUGAUCUUUCUUGGAUAGAUGGGAUUCCAGAAAGCGAUGUUUCUGAUUUUGAUUUUUAUUAAUUGGGUUGCAAAGCUUAUUGUUAACUCUGGCCAUGUACUUUUCAAUUUGCUGAUUUAUGUUCUACACAUAAUGUACGUGCAAUUGCAUUAUCUUUUUUUUUUCCGCCUGUUCUAG